AUGCUGACUACCAUUGCUCCUAGUGAAAAAUCGCUCGAAUCGGGUCUUCAGUAUUGGCUGGUAUUUUUGAAUUUCGUCGUGCAGAAGCUAGAUCUACACAAGGAUGACCAGGGUAUGGAUGAGGAUGAUAGGGAAGAAAGAAGAAGGCUGUGGUGGGCCACCUAUAUCAUCGAUCGGCAUGCCGCUUUAUCGUUCAAUGGGCGCCCACGUCUCACUGAUCAAGAAUGCUCGUCGUUGCCCACACCGUGCCCAGAUGCGAUUUGGGACUUUCCGGCACCGUUGCCUCGAUCGGAGAACCGCCCCCCUCAGAGUAUGGUAUGGAGAUAUCAAGUCCAUAGUCUAGAUAUGCUUGGGACGUUCUUGCCCCUAUCGAGAAUCUUAGGCGACAUUCUUGAGUAUCGCUUCCUCGACGAUCAUCCAACAUUCAACACCAAUAGAGCUCUGCUGGAGACGAGCCGCACAACCAUAAUCCAGAACUUGCAGCUGUGGUUUGAUUCCUUUGAAUCGCUAGUUAAACCUGACUUCUGUCGAAUUGCAGAGCCUGAGUGCGAGCUGCUGCCGGGAGGUAGUAACCCAGCUGUCGCAUAUUAUGGCUUGCACAUGUACCACUGCAUGUUUGUGCUGCUCCACGGUCGCAUGGAUGUGGUUCGCAUGUAUCAUGAUCUUGAAUGGCAGGCAUCUCCCGACUUCCUCAAAGCUGGCGAACACGCUGUCGCGUGCGCAAACGUUGCACGUCACAUCCUCCGGAUUGAUCCUCGACUAAGCUUUAUGUAUCGCUACUUCGGCACAUACUUCCUACAAUCCUCCUUCAUCUUCCUGAUCCUGGCCCAGAAACUAGGCCAACAAUCUGACAGCCUGAUUUUGCGCAAUUGCGCGAUCAAUCUUCAGGUUUUGGACAAAUUUGUGCUAGCCACAAACAUGGAUUACCAGCGAACCUUUGCUGAACUGCUUCGCAAAGCACUUAGCCACAACAUGAAACGAUCUUCCCAGGAUCAAGGUCAUACUUACCAUGACCGUACUUCGGCACUCGAAGAAGUAGAAAGCCAUCUAGAUCCAGAAAUGCUUCGGUAUCGCUGGACUCCGGGCUUUACGGGGCUAUGGGCACAUACAAAGCCUUGA
Aspergillus aculeatinus CBS 121060 is the source of this 1119-nucleotide messenger RNA. Its product is annotated as fungal specific transcription factor domain-containing protein. The transcript is spliced from 4 exons. The record is from RefSeq and is a predicted model, not a curated record. The coding region runs from base 1 to 1119 and encodes 372 amino acids. NCBI's taxonomy places the organism in Eukaryota, Fungi, Ascomycota, Eurotiomycetes, Eurotiales, Aspergillaceae. Gene Ontology annotation, biological process: DNA-templated transcription. Gene Ontology annotation, molecular function: DNA binding; zinc ion binding.